This is a messenger RNA of Aplysia californica (California sea hare), 3523 nucleotides long. RefSeq lists its product as uncharacterized. The transcript is spliced from 6 exons. Lineage: Eukaryota; Metazoa; Mollusca; Gastropoda; Aplysiida; Aplysiidae. The record is from RefSeq and is a predicted model, not a curated record. Bases 848 to 3271 code for a protein of 807 amino acids.
AUGUUUGCGUGUGCGGUGCGCAUUGAGUGAGCGCAUAAUAUUCAGUUCACAACAUGCACGACAUUCGGUUUUUGCUUUCUUCCGUGCUUUAGCAGUGAGUCUGGCUAUAUUUAGUGUCGACUGUUUUGUCUCUCAUCACGCGGGAAGACCGUAAAUCCGUGUGAGACACGCACACUCACGCACGGCCAUCUUUUGUUUCCAGGGAUUAGCUACAGCCCACUGUGUCCUGGACGAAAUGUAUUCAUAUACCUUUUCUGUUCUGAAAGGAAAUGUUAUUGUUACGAGAAAUAGAAAUUUCAUUUUCAGAGACGUGCACGAGCUGUAAAGUGGCUUUUUCAAUAAAGAUCUUACGGCUGCUUUUAAAGCUUAACUAAACUCGAGAGUUCUGAUUUAAAGAGGCAAUAAAUCAAUAUUUAAUAGGUAAUACAAACGUAAUGAAGUGGAAGCAGUUGUGAGGAUCUCGCAAGGAUCGUGAAGUUCUUUGACAAAGAAAGAGGAACAAUUUACGGACAUAAUACACUUAGAGCUUAUGGUGGCUUCAAACAGGAAAAAUCCUGAAAGGUGAUCGCCCCUUUAAAGAGCCGGUCUAAUCAGGCUGAGGAAAAUCGAUGAUCGUAUCCAGAUGAAGCCCCGUUUGAGCUUACCUUAAUGCUUGAUUUGUCCCCUCUUCGAUUGAUGGACUGGUCGAUCGCUUACACCUUGAGGAGCACGCGCGUGACCUGGAACGUGCACGCUUGAUUGAUGCUAUAAACCAAUGACCAGCUCAGUCUUCACGCACCUCACAGGAUGAUCGCCUGGUCGGUUUGAGGAGAUCUUGGUGUCCUUGAUACCAGCGUCCAAAGCCAGCAUGAUUAAUGACAGUUUUCCACUGUUCGUUGACGACAGGAACGGAACUCUAGCUGUCAACGCUUCCGCAAUGGCGGCUCACGCAAGGCGUUUCUCCGCGGAGCUGUGGAUUCCUUACGUGAUGAUUGGAGUGAGCUGCGUCACCUUCCUGGCCGUGCAUUUCUACUGCUACCACAAGAGGAACAGAGAGAGAUAUCUUCGGAAGAGAGAGGAAAAGCGUGUCAAAUCUGGUCUGAUGGAACGUAGGCGAAUCACAACACUCAUGGUCGCUAGAUACCAGUCAGAAUUGGGUAUUGGCAAGAGCGAAAGUGACCAGCCGGUCACAGAAGACACGGAGGCCUCCCUGUUUUAUGAGAACUGUGAUGAAGUCUUCCUAGACGACGACAACGGUGUCACGGGUGGUUACCAUGACAGCGGACGCAUAGACGUUAAUGGCGGCCGGGGUGGUGAUGGUGAUAGCGGCGGGGCGGCUGGGGCUUCUGCUGCCGGUGCUACCGCCGCGACGUUUUUGACCAACGGCGCACCGCACCCUGUAGAGCCUAUUGUGAAGCGGGCCGAUUUUGUCGUCGAAAACGGCGUAAGUGACGCUGGGAAAUCAAAACUGCGUUCUCCACCUUCGUACGAGCAGUGUGUCACUGAUGAUGCUAGAGAGGAUACUAGGAACGUUUUUGAUUCCGAAUUUCAGAGGAGCUACAGAGAAAGGCAAAAGGAACAGCAGGGGGAACAGCAUCACAACGGCUGGCAAGGCAGGAGGGAUGGAGGCCCGGGCCAACAAACAACCACUGUGUCUGUCCAACGCAGUGACGACUGGGGCGAUUACAACUCGGUCGCUCAGAACGCUUGGUAUAACAGAAGUCCUGAAGCUGGUUCAUACUCGGGUCUCAGUGCCAUGACCGCUUUCCCUAUUGACCCCCUCACGGCGUCUCCGAGAACUGUUAUCCACAAUCACCGGCUCAAGGAAGCUGCGCAAAACGCGAGAUACAAUCAGGGUCAUACCUUUGGAGAGCGUGGUAAAGAUAUCCCUGGCGGGGUUGGUGGUGGUGUCCGGGGAGGAGGGGCCGCCCCCACCACGGCCGGAGGACCAUCGCGCUACAACAGUACGCCCUCUCGUGACUCUGCACCACCGGUGACUUUGUCGUCCCAGCGCUUUAAGAAGCGAAAGUCAGACGGAGCGCCAGUUACGUCUAUCCCAAUCAAUGGCCAGUCCUCGAAAGAGGAAGCCGCACCAGUCAACUUUCUGAACCUACGCCAGCAAAGCGAAAGUCCGCAGGGCGCUAAGAAGAAUAUACUUGAUGCGCCACCACUGCGUGAAACGAGAAGCGAAGAGCUGUCUGCCUACCCUGGAGUUUCGCACAUUCCUUGUGGCAAAUCCCACCGAGCUGCAGAAGCGUGGACAGCCACUAACAGUGCGUCAGACGAUGAAUCAUUCCCUUUUGCAGAAGCUGGCCAUCCUUACGGCAGCAUAGGCGAUGGUGGGAAGUCGCCCGUCCACAAAUACCCCACAGCUCUCAGCCAGGGUAAACGAGGAGGCAGGUACACUUUUCUGAACAGCUCAGAAGCUGACAGCUCUCCUCGAUUACAGCCAGUGCAUUCAGGUCACAGUUCGUACCUUUCAAAACUUCAGGGUACUGAUAACAUUUCACUGAAAGACAAUAGUUCUAUGAGAACUGAGUCCUGUACUGACUCCGACAAUGUGUUGCUUGAUUCUAUAGCCCCUCUUACUUUGGCUCACAGUGUUCCCUCUCAAAAUGGGACAAGACUUUGUAACAACAAUACGAACGGUACGUCUCAGGAUCUUCAGGAACAACUUCCAGAAACAGAAGAAUGUCAACGUUCUCAAAAUGGAUCACUUCCGGUUCAGCCUGAUGUCACAAGCGCCUCGUCACGUAAGCCAAUCACGAUUUCGUUACCUGACAACGAAAAAGCUGAACCUGAACUCACUGAGAGCGCUUUCUUCUCCAAACCAAAACUCCCGAAGCGUAAUAAACCUGGGGCGUUAUGCCGAAUGGAAACAUUCGAUAAUUCCUCAGACAACGAAACACCAACACCCCCUACGGAGUCCAUAAAUAGUACGGGGCUUUCUCCGGAAACUGUAAAUAGCACAUCACGAGCCGAUGAGAGGACUACGUCAAAUUUGGGCGAGGGGGAGGAUACUCAGGACAAAUACGACGCCCCUCUUAGUAGAGAUUCGGGUGUGGGUACUUCUGCCAACAUCCCUGACUGUGCGUCUGAGAACAACUCGGUGUUUGCAUAUCCAGACGAGAGCGAAGCUCCAAAGGAGCAGGUCUCCCCACCCCAUGAGCCCGACAGUCCUUCCAUCAGCCAAGGGGCAGGCCCACCUCCUCCUCUUCAGACGCCAUCUUUGCGGAAACUGGAUCCAGAGUUGGUUUUUAAAAAGAGUAAGCGGAAAGUGACUUCAAAAUAAGACAGGAGUAUAAUAAUUUGCUGCUAUGUUGUAUUUUUUGUGUUGUGCGUUUAGAACGUGACCUCAAGAAACAUCGUCAGUCUUUGUCGCCCAUCCUCUUGUGCCACAGUCAGACAUUUCGCUGCUUCAGACAGUAUGAGUAUGAACAGUUUGCAAGAGAGAUAGAUCUAAAAACUGCCCCCCUCCCCCUUUUCCACCAAUGUCUCACUUUUUCGUUCUCUCUCUCUCAAUCUCUCUGACUCUUUUCCCUCU